AUGAACCCUAACUUCGAACAACGUACCGAUGCUGCUGGAAUUAUGGGUCACUCACCACACAUGAAAAUGAUUGUCGUCAUGAAGUGCUUGUGCAAGGCAGUUCCUCCGGAUAGGAUUGAAGAUUAUACUGCAAUGGAUGCGCCUACCAUCUACAGGUAUCUGAAGAGGUUUCUUGAUGCAUUGAUGUAUGGUUCUAACGAUAAAUAUAUACGUAGGCCCUCAAAGGAUGAUACAAAAAGGUUGUUGAUAGAGAAUGUUGGGCGAGGUUUUCCUGGGAUGCUAGGAAGUAUUGAUUGUCUCCACUGGCAAUUGGGGGCCUUCCCAACGUACAGGUCAGGUCAACUUUAUUCGGGCCAAAAGAGAGCACCCACGGUCAUCUUAGAGGAUGUUGCUUCUUUCGAUAGAUGGUUUUGGCAUGGAUAUUUUGGAAAGCUUGGGUGGAACAAUGAUAUCAAUGUUUUGAAUCAUUCUGAUGCGUUUGACGACGUCAAUAAUGGUAUAUCCCCUCGGUGCGUAUAUGUCAUAAAUGGUCACAGAUACACUGAAGGUUAA
Molecule: messenger RNA, 552 nt
Organism: Papaver somniferum (opium poppy)
Lineage: Eukaryota; Viridiplantae; Streptophyta; Magnoliopsida; Ranunculales; Papaveraceae
Exons: 1
Coding region: 1-552 (183 amino acids)
Source: RefSeq, a predicted model, not a curated record